Molecule: messenger RNA, 7596 nt
Organism: Iphiclides podalirius (scarce swallowtail)
Lineage: Eukaryota; Metazoa; Arthropoda; Insecta; Lepidoptera; Papilionidae
Source: the annotation of a GenBank genome assembly
AUGCUGAAGCGCUUCCGCUCAGUCGCACUGCAGACGCGGCUGAGCGAGGACGCGCUGGACGGCCAGCGGAUGGUGGUCGAGGAGCUGGAGUGCGCGUACGACGCCACGCAGUACUUCGUGGAGGACGUCGCCGACCCUUGGAGCCAAGGAGAUGCGUUGGAGAGGGAGCGCCUGGCGCAGCACGCGCAGCUCCGCGAGCUGGUGAUGAGGGGGGACGUGGCCGCGCUGAGGGCGAGGCUGGCGGCCCUGGGGCCGGCGGCCGCGGUGGUGGCCAACCUCACCCCGGGCGGCGCCAACACGCUGCUCUACGUGGCGUGCGAGUCCGGUGUUAGGGCGGCGGCCGCCGCUCUGGUGGGCGGGGGAGCGGACGGGCGCGCCCAUCCCGUCACCCGCUACGGGCCCCUCUACAUCGCGUGCUACCACGGCCACGCCGACACCGCGCGACUCCUCCUCGACCACUUCCCGGAGGCGGUGCAGCAAGAGACUGUGGAGAAAUGGUUGCCUCUGCACGCGGCGUGCAUCGGUGGCCAUGCUGCCCUGGUCACGCUCCUGCUGGACUACCCUUACCCAGAGAGAGUGCUGCGCAGCUACACCGACGCAUCGGGCCAGUGGCGCUACCGGUUCGCCUUCGACGUGAACGCGCGCGACGCGAGCGGCCAGAGCGCCCUUUACGUCGCGUGCACCCUCGGCAAUUCGGCCGUCGUGGACGCGCUGCUCGCCUUCUCGCUGCCGAGAGAGAGGGUGCCCAGGGACCAGCCGAAGGCGGAGGAGGCGGCCGCUCCCCCCGAGCCCGUGGGCGCCCAGCAGGUGCUGAGCCCCCACCGGGCGGGCAUCUCGCUCGGAAUCCACGCCAUAGUCAGCAAGCUCACCGGCUCCACCAAGGCGGCGCAGGAGACGGAGGGCGAGGGGGCGGGGCGGGUGCGGCCCGUGCGGCUGGAGGCGGGCCGCGGCGCGGACAGUUGCGUGGCGGCCGCCGUGCGCGGCGGUCACCUGCGCGUGCUGCAGCGGCUGCUGGCGGCGGGCGCGGCGCCCGACGCCAGCGCGCAGCCGCCCACCGGCAUGGAGGAGGGCGAAUUCCGCGAGGCGAGGCGCCGCUCCCGCAGCGCGUCCGCCGCCUGCGCCCGCUCCUCCGCCUCCCCCUCGCCCUCGCCCUCGCCCUCCCCUCUCACGUCCAGGGGCGCCUACGACGACCGGGAGGGCGCGUGGUCGGCGCUGGCGCUGGCGGCGCUGGCCCGCAACGUGCCGGCGCUGGACAUGCUGCUGGCGGCGGGCGCCUCCGACCCGGGCGGGCGUGCGCUGCCGCUGUGCGCCAGGCACGGGCUCGCCGAGCCGCUCGCCGCGCUGCUCGCCACCAAGGCGUACCCGGACCCCGAGCACCGGCUGAGCCGGUCGUCGAUGAGCGAGGCGGUGCUGAGCGCGCGCGACGCGGACCCCGAGCUGUCGUACAGCGCGCGCUGCCCCGCCGCGCCCGUCAUGCUCAACUGGCGCGAGCUGCGCUGCCAGCUGCCCACCGUCAGGAUGAGCUGGCUGCGCACGGCCGCGCUGCGCGUGAACCCCAAGCUGAGCGCGUCCGGCGGCGGCGCCCUCCUGGCCAUCACCAGGGUGGAGCUGGCCAACAACGAGCUGCGCGAGCUGCCCAGGGAGCUCUUCUCGCUCCUCAGCCUGAGGUACCUGAACGUGGCGCAGAACAAGCUGGAGCGGCUGCCGACGGCCUCCGACCCGCUGGAGGAGGAGCUGGAGCGGGGCAGGCGCUCGCGCAGGGCGGCCGGAGCUGGGGCCAGGGUCUACACCGCGCCCCUGCUGCAGGACCUCUACCUGCAGGACAACCGGCUGGAGGAGCUGCCCGCCGAGCUGUUCGAGCUGCCGUCGCUGUGCAGCCUGGACGUGUCCAACAACAAGCUGCGCGCGCUGCCCGCCUCGCUGUGGGCGGCGAGGCGGCUGCGCGACCUCAACGCCGCCCUCAACCACCUCCGCGAGCUGCCCGCGCCCCCGCCCGCGCACGAGUCGCAUCCCUCGUCUCCGGCGGAGGCGUGGUCGCCGACGGGCGCUUCGCCCUCCACCCCCAGCGGAGCCCCCGAGGCCCCACAUUCGAAGUCUUCAUCGCGCAGCCCCUCCAUCGAGGGCGACAGCUCCCCUGAAGAGGAGGACCCCGUGCUGACGGUCGGCAACCGCGCCGGCAACGCAGUCUGGGCGGAGGCGCGCCGCUUCCACGCGUGGCGCGGCCCCCUGGCGCCGUCGCCCCCGCCCCCCCCCCCCCCUCCCGCCGGGGGGGCGUCGUCGCGCCGCCCCCCCCCGGCGCCCCCCUCGCCGCUGAGCGCGCUCAACCUGUCGCACAACCAGUUCACGGGCGUGCCGCCGCCGCUCGCCUGCCUGGCGCCCGCGCUCACGCGCCUCAACAUGGCCUACAACUCGCUCAGGUCGAUGUCGUACGUCACGUCGUACCCGACCAGCCUUCGCCAGCUGGACCUCAGCCACAACGAGAUCACCUGCUGGCCGAGUCUGCCGCAGGUGGAGAGCUUCGGGCUGGCGGACGGGGAGCCGCUGGCGUGCUUCUGCCCCCAGGGCGGGGGCGGGGCGCAGGCGCAGGGGCGCCCCCACUCCGGGGGCGCGGGGCAGGGGCGCCCCCGGCCCAGGAGCGGCGGCUCGGUGCGCGCGCAGCUGCUCAGCGCCGCCUGCCCCGCCAGGAGGCACCUGCGCCUCGAGGGGCUCAGGACCCUGAUGCUGGCGAACAACCUGCUGACCCGAAUCCAGCUCACGACUGACGACGACGGACUGGCGCCCACGAUCAGCGACCAACCCAACGACGAGGAGGAAGAGUGGGGCUCGGGCUCCAACGUGAAGGAGCGGCUGCUGUUCCCGCUGCUGUCGAUGCUGGACGUGUCCUGCAACCUGCUGCGCGCCGUCCCGCCCGCCAUCCACGAGCUCACCAACCUCUCCGUGCUCAACAUCAGCGGCAACAAGGAGAUCACCGAGCUGCCGCCCCAGAUGGGCCUGCUGACGCGGCUGUGGAACCUGAACACGGUGGGCUGCUCCCUGAGCGAGCCGCUGCGCUCGAUGGUGGUGGGCGCGCGCUGCCGCAGCGUGGACGUGGUGGGCUACCUGCGCUCCGUGCUGCAGGAGGCGCGCCCCUACGCGCGCAUCAAGCUCAUGCUGGUCGGCCUGCAGGGCAUCGGCAAGACCAGUCUGCUGGAGUGUCUGCGCCAGGAGUCCGGCAUCCACCACAGGAGGAAGCCCACCGACCACUGGGCUAAGCGGAUGGGCAACAAGUCGUCGCGGCGCAACGUGUCCACCGUGGGCGUGGACAUCGGCACGUGGGUGUACGAGAAGCAGCGCUCCACGCGUGGGCCGGUCACCUUCCGCACGUGGGACUUUGGCGGACAGCAGGAGUACUACGCGACCCACCAGUACUUUCUGUCGCGGCGCUCCCUUUACCUGGUGGUGUGGCGCGCCGUGGACGGCAGGAAGGGGCUGGCGGGCGCCCUCGGCUGGCUCAGGUCGAUACAAGCGCGAGCCCCGGGUUCGCCCGUCAUUUUGGUCGCAACGCACUAUGACCAAGUUGCCAACAGCGGCCUGCCGGAGAACGAGAGCCCUACGGCGCUGCAGAGGCUCAUCCGCUCCUCGGUGAUGGCGGCGCCCGACGCGGACAAGCUGGGCCUGCCCAGGGUGCUGGACUCCAUAGAGGUCUCAUGCAGCACUCGGCACAACAUCCGUCUAUUGGCCGACAUCAUAUACUCUGUCGCGUUCAGCGUGAAGCCGCCAGGCAGCAAGGAGCCCCUGCUGCAGCAGCGCGUGCCCGCCACCUACCUGGCGCUGGAGGAGUGCGUCUCCUCGCUGGCGGCCGAGCUGCCCGAGCCGGUGCUGCGGCACGAAGAGUACCGGCGAUUGGUGACGCAGUACAUGCAGCAGAGGAACCUGAGGAUGUUCCGCGACGCCGCCGAGCUGCACCAGGCCACGAUGUUCCUGCACGAGAACGGGGUGCUCCUGCACUACGACGACGCCACGCUGAAGGAGCUGUACUUCGUGCGGCCCCAGUGGCUGUGCGACGUGCUGGCGCACGUGGUCACCGUCCGCGAGAUCAACCCCUUCGCCACCAACGGCAUAAUGAAGGUGGAGGACCUGGCGCACGUGUUCAAGGCGUCGCCGCUGCUGGCGCGCAGCGAGGAGGCGCGCUCGCUGGGCGUCUCGCUGCUCAACAAGUUCGAGCUGGCGCUGUGCUGGGACGCCAGGGUGCUGCUGGUGCCGCCGCUGCUGCCGAGCCGCGAGCCGCCUGCCGCACAGACAGGCCUGGACUCCUUGGCAAUGGCAAUGGCGCAGUGGCUGACGAGCGUUUGUCCGCAGCUGGCGCUGCGCUCGCGCCCGUGGCCUGGCACGCCGCGGCCCGCGCGCGCCCCCCUCGCGCCCCUCGCGCCCCUCGCGCCCCUCGCCGCCGACUCGCCCACGCUAGUGCGGGCGGCAGAGGCGGCAGAGGCGGCAGAGGCGGCGGAGGGCGGGUGCGGGGGCGCGCGCGUGUGCGGGCGGCGGGGGGGCGGCGGGGCGGGCGCGCUGCGGCGGCUGCUGCUGCUCUCGUACGUGCCGUGCGGCUUCUGGGCGCGGCUGUGCGCGCGCCUCCUGGCCGACGCCGCCCUCGCCACACAGGCGCCCGCCCUCUACCGCGCGCCGCCGGAGGUACGUCUCAAGCACGAACAGAUGGAGGUGGACGAAGUGGUUUCCAAAGCGCUGGACCUUAACUGGGGCUGGAAGCUCUGGAAGACCGGCAUGAAGCUGGUGUGCGGAGAGCUCACUCUGGUGGCGCUGAGGGAGCUGCCCCCCAGGGUGGACCCACUGCUGGGCGCCGUGGCGGAUGAGGAGGAGCAGGACGAGCUGUACCACAGCAUCAGGUUCCGCGUGCGCCAGGAGGGCGCCUGGUGCGAGCUGGACGUGCGCUCCUCCGCCUGCGUGGAGCUGCUGCUGCCCGGCCAGGUGUGCGUGGUCCGCUCCGAUGACGGGAUGCCCAUCGGCGGAUACCAGAGCAUCAGCCUGGAACCGAACCCCGAGGUGCUCGCCAAAGUGCUGGCCCUGAUAUCGGACCACGUGGACCUGCUGCUGGAGGACUGGUACCCGUCACUAGGUACUCGUUUCGUGCACACGUCCGAGGGCCGGUGCCUGAUCACGCGCGUGGUGCCCUGCCCCGGCUGCUUGAGGGAGGCCGUGCCACACCAGCAGCCGCCGCCGCCCUGCCACGACCUGCCGCACCACGACCACCACCUGGCGCAGAUGGUGCGCGGCCUGGAGCUGGCGGCGGAGCAGCGGCCUCUGCGCCUCUCGCAGGAGUCGCGCGCCUCCGACGGGGACAGCGGCGUCGGCGCAGAGUCCAACGCGUCUUCCCGCAUCGGGUCGGUGGAGGGCGUGGCGAGCGCCAGCCUCCCACUGGCCACGUGCUGGACGCUCGAGGAGUGCAUCCUCGCGGGCUGCACCUCCAAGCAGCUGCACUGCGCCCAGCACGGGGAGGUGGAGCUGCGCGAAGUGGCCCCGGACACGCUGCUGCUGGACGUGGAGGAGGAGAAGAGGGCCCGCUGGGAGCAGAUCCAGCGCGGCGCGGUGGCGGGGCGGGGUGCGUUCGGCACGGUGCUGGCGGCCACGUGGCGCCGCCCCGGCAGGGAGCCGCUGCCCGUUGCGCUCAAGGCGCUGCAGCCGGUGCCGCCGCCCGCGCCCCACCGCCUCAGCGCGCUGCAGGCCUACAAGGCGGCGGUGUCGCGGUGGGAGCGCGAGCCGACGGCGGCCGCGUGCCGCGCCUACUGCGGCCUGCGCCAGGAGCUGGGCAUCCUGCAGCGGCUGCGCCACCCCCACGUGCUGCCGCUGCAGGCCGUCUGCGGCGCGCCGCUCGCGCUGCUGCUGGCGCUGGCGCCCCUCGGCGCGCUGGACGCGUGGCUGCGGCAGUACCGCGGCUGCGGGGCGCGCCUGGGCCCCCGCGCGGUGCGCGCGCUGGCGCUGCAGCUGGCGCGCGCUCUGGAGUACCUGCACGCGCACAGGGUGGUCUACCGGGACCUCAAGUCGGAGAACGUGCUGGUGUGGCAGCUGCCGCGGCCGCAGGAGGCCUCGGCGGCGGAGCGCGCGCCCGCCCCGGUGCCCGUCCACGUCAAACUCGGCGACUACGGCAUCAGCAGGCUGGCGCCGCCGUCGGGCACCAAGGGCUUCGGGGGCACCGAAGGCUUCAUGGCGCCAGAGAUCAUGAGGUACAACGGCGAGGAGGAAUACAACGAGAAGGUCGAUUGCUUCUCGUUCGGCAUGCUGCUGUACGAAGUGAUGACCCUGCGGCACCCCUUCGAGGGCCACGAGGCGGUCAAGGAGGCGGUGCUGGAGGGCGCCAGACCAGCUCUCACCCCAAGGGACCUGCAGUACCCGUGCGGCAUGGUGGAGACGAUGCGGCGCUGCUGGAGCGGCGCGCCCGAGCUGCGGCCCUCGGCGGCGGCGCUGGUGGCCGUGGCGGCCGCGCCGGAGUUCCUCGCGCUGGCGGACGCCGCCGCGGCGCGCGCCUGCACCCACGCGGCCGCCGCACAGCGCGUGCGCCUGCCCACCGAGGACGGUGGAUUGGGCUGGGAGAUAUGGUUCGGGGGGGCAGAGCCGGAGCGAGCGCACACGCUGCUCGCCAACCCCACCACCUUCCUCCACCAGCAUUCGCUCAGGGUGCCACCAGACAAGGAGGCGGCGGUGCUGGUGACGGCGAUGUGCCGAGUUGGCAGCACCAUGUGGCUCGGCGACUCCAUUGGCCGAGUCUCCGUCUACUCGGCGGCCACGUGCGCGCUGCUGUGGGGCGCGGCGGUGCAGCGCGCGGUGGGCGGCGCCGUGUGCGGGGUGCGCGCCUUACGCCACCUGCCCAAGCUGCGACGCGUCGCGCUCGCCGCCGCCGCCGGCAGGCUGUUCCUGGUGACCGCGUACCAGCCCGAGGCGGAGGGCAGCUUCGUGCUGACGGAGCUGGGCACCGCCACCGAGCUCUGCUGCCUGGCCACGGUGCCUCUCGGCGACGGCGCGGAGCUGUGGGCGGAGCUGUGGGCGGGCGGCGACGGGCUGAGCGCGUACACGGUGCGCGAGGGCGGCGUGAGCGCGGCGGAGCAGCUGCCCGCGCCCGGCAAGGUGGCGCUGCUGGCCGCGGCCAACGACCACGUGCUGGCCGCCUGCAGGCCCGGCGUGUUCGUGUACCAGUACAGCGUCAGCAGCAAGCAGCUGACCGCGAGGCUGGACUGCAGCAAGCUGGCCCCCUGCUCCGAGAGCCUGCAGUCCAUCGCCAUUGACGAGCGGCUGGCGGAAGACCGCUGCAUGAUCACGGCGCUGUGCAGCCUGGGCGCGCAGCUGUUCGUGGGCACCGCGUGGGGCUGCGUGGUGGUGGCCGACGCCGCCACGCUGAGGCCGCUCACCGUCUUCCGGCCCUACGAGGAGGAGGUGCGGGCGAUGGUGGCGCUGCCAGCCCUGGAGCCGGGCGGUGGCAGCAUGCUGGCCACGCUCGGGGGCGGCUACCGGCCGCUGCUGCAGCGCUACGCCCCCUCCCAGUCCAGCAACGCGAGCACCUCCCAAACGGGGGUGUACUGCCUGUUGUGGAGGGCGGAGCAUUGGCUGCCCGAC